This is a messenger RNA of Sphaerodactylus townsendi, 1265 nucleotides long. RefSeq names its product transmembrane channel like 5 (gene TMC5). The record is from RefSeq and is a predicted model, not a curated record. Gene Ontology annotation, molecular function: mechanosensitive monoatomic ion channel activity. Lineage: Eukaryota; Metazoa; Chordata; Lepidosauria; Squamata; Sphaerodactylidae. Gene Ontology annotation, cellular component: plasma membrane. Bases 633 to 1265 code for a protein of 210 amino acids. The transcript is spliced from 10 exons.
AAAGGCAGCAAGAGGCUAAGGAUUGUUUCAGCCGAGUGUUGACGUUCUGAUAUAUGUUCCAGGCAAAACCGUAUCCACCAGUUUGGAGCCUUGGAGGAGCCCUUGAACAGACUAAUUCUGAAGCACAUGGUCUUGAUUUCAGAAUGGAGACAUCACUAAUGAAAAACUGACGCACGCUGCCGGGUGAAUUUCCAAAUAUUUGUCUUGCAAAAUGGCUUUUCGCUAUAAUGACGGCCUUGACAACCCGGACUACCAUGAUUCUGAAACGCUGGAGCUUGACAGAGUAAGAUCUCGCCGGAGCACUUCUUCGCAUCGCAACCCUUACGAUUCCUCUCCUUACUAUCCCUAUGAAGAUUAUAAUGGAGAAGGGCGGACUUCACCGGUGGAAACGCCUUUGGACUCUGUGCGGAUUCCGUCUCCUGCCGAAUACGGUUCAAGACCUUUUCCAUUUGAGACAUCUGAUCCAAAUCCAUAUGGCAAUUCACACAUUAAUCCUUCAUUUGAAUAUGAACCAGAAUUUCCAUAUAUGUUAGUUAACUUCCAAAGCAUAAUUUCGGAUCGCUACGCAUAUAUCCCCUGAUACUUGUGAUGGAGUUGGCAACAUCCGGCGACGUAGCAGGCAAGAGGUGGACAUGGCCUUCCUAGCGCCUUCUAGUCUGCGUCAGUUGGACCCAGGAUAUAAUGAAGAGAAGCAGAAGCAAGAAGAAAAGCUGAUCCAAAGUCUUGCAAGCUUGUCAUCCUGGGAAAGAAUCAAAGCCAUUCAGAAGAUCCCCAAAAGCAUGAAAGAAAAACGGGAGCUCAGGAAUCAUGUUCUUAUGGAACAAACAAAGACACGCAGCCGGGAUGCUCAAAUCAACUGUUGUGCCCAAUGCUUCUACAACACCGCUUUGUCCUUUCGGCAGUUUAAAAACGGCUUGUCCGACUGCGUCCAGUUCUUCCAACGUUGGCAGAAGACUCUCAAGGUCAUUGGUGGCAAAUUUGGGACCGGCAUCUGCUCUUACUUCGUUUUCCUCACAUGGCUCCUGACGUUCAACAUUUUCUCUUUCCUUGUGAACUUCAGCUUUAUCACUAUCCCUCAGCUCCUCGAAGCCAAAGCAAAUAACCUGUCAUUCACGGGACUGGAGUUUUUUACGGGAGCCGUCAGGGGUUUCCCUGUUGACUCUGUUUUCACCCCUGCCAUCAAGCGGGCUGGCUCUCUGACAGCGUUCCCUUUCUCUUUGCCCUUCGAUUCGUUGCUGAAAUGCACCAAGCUCUUUGCGUGCUGA